UUUUUCAAUUACCAUGCUUUGGUCACACUGGCAGGAAAAGCGGAUUCUAGCCAAAUGAAAACAUUGCUGGCCAAAUCGCGCAAAUUGUCAAUUAAUCGCUAAUAAAAACGAUGGGGGACCAACAGCAGCUGAUCCUGGCCACCGGGGGCUACGAUCACACGAUAAAGGUGUGGCAGGCGCACACGGGGAACUGCAUCAAAACGAUGAGAUUCGUGGAGACCUCGCAAGUAAAUGCGCUGGACAGGACGCCGGACAAGACGCGUCUGGCGGCAUGUGGCUACCAGUGCAUCCGGCUGUAUGACCUGGAGUCCAACUGCACCGCACCGGUGAUCAACUUCGAUGGCGUGCAGAAGAAUGUGACGCGGCUGGGCUUCCAGGAGGAUGGCAACUGGAUGUUCACCGCCGGCGAGGAUCACCAUGUGCGCAUCUGGGACAUGAUCUCCGCACCGCCGCACUGCUCGCGAGUGUUCGACUGCGAGGCGCCCGUGAAUGCCGCCUGUUUGCAUCCCAACCAGGUGGAGAUUGCCAUGGGCUCUCAGAACGGCAGCGUCUUCCUGUGGGACGUCAAGUCGGAGCGGCACGAGCGGAUUGUGCCCGAGGUGGAUGCCUCCAUACAGGAUGUGGCCAUAUCGCCGGACGGCCGCUACCUGGCGGCGGUCAACAACAAGGGCAACUGCUACAUCUGGUCGCUGACCAGCCAGGACCAGAAGAUGAGCACGCUGCGGCCCUCGAAGAAGAUCCAAGCGCACAGCCGCUACAUCCUGCGCUGCAAGUUCAGUCCGGACUCGAGGCUGCUGCUCACCACCUCGGGCGACGGAACGGUGGGCAUUUGGAAGACCGAUGACUUCACCAAAUGGCGCGAACUCUGCAUCGAGAACUACUGGGUCUGGGAUGCCGCCUUCAGCGCCGACUCCAAGUGGCUCUUCACCGCCUCCUCCGACGGCAUUGCGCGUCUCUGGAAGCUGGCCACAAAGAGCCCGAUCAGGGAGUACACCGGCCACACCAAGGCCAUCACUGCCCUGUCCUUCAAGGACGAGAUUGUGGGCAAAUAGUAGUAGUGGUAGUAGUAGAGCAGUAGCUAGCCGCUAGAAUCUAGCCGCUAGCAACUAGGAUCUAGGAUCUAGGCAAUUUGUAAGCCUUGUGAGAGUCCUGCCAAGUUGAUUGUCUCCAGGUUGGGCCCUGAUUUCGCUCCUUUCAGCAAGGCUUGUUGAGAAUUUGCCAUUUAAGUUUAGGUUUGCUUUAAAAAGAAGCUUUCAACUGUUUGAGCUCAAUUCUAAAUUCACUAAUUUCAUAUUUAAAUAUAACAUAGCAAGAACUGUUGAAAAUUGCAAUUUUUAUACAGAACUUCAAUUUAGUUUUGGUUUUAAAUAUUCAUUUAAAUGAACAUACCAGAUUUGCCAUGAAUUUAAAUGAACAUUGCAAGAACUGUUGAAGAUUUGCUAUUUUCAUACAGAACUUCAAUUUAGUUUCGGUUUAAAAAGAAGCUUGUAAACUAAUUAAACUUAAAGAUUUGACAUAUUUAAACAUGUUUUUAAACCAAACAUGUUUUAUAAUUUCCUAUCUCCAUUAAAUUCAAUAGUUUUGCUUAUAAUCUAUAUCUUCGAAUGUUCACUAUGCUCAAGUAAACAUUACUUAAAUGUGUACAAUUUUCAAUUUAAAGAAGACUUCUUUUGGAGAGCUUGGAUUAAUUAAAAUGAGUAGGUACACAAUGUUAUAUUUUUCUUCUAUUUCCUAUUUGUUUAAUCAAACUGCCAGCAAUGCUCAUAAAAUCAGCAAGACCUAAGCUUUGUUUUCCAUUAAAAAGAGCCUUUAAAUCAGGGAGCGAGUCGGAUAUUCACUCGCGAAUGGAUAUUAUAAAACAAUAACCAACCAAGCGAGACAAUCAUUGAAAGGCACUAGACUCUGUGGCAAAUAAUUUGGCAAUUUUCGGAGGCAGUUAAAUUUAGGGAUGAAAAUAGUGAUCAAGUGAUGACUCCACAUACGCAACACACACCAGAACCAGAACUGAAGCAUCAUCCAGACAACAACAACAACAACAAGAACAGAGAAACGAGAAAAUACCUCUGAAAAUGAGCGCUUGGCUUUUGUAGCGACUUUUUCAUAAUUUAAAUAUAUAAACCUUUGAUACAUAAUUAUAUUACGACUAAAUCGUGUGUGUGUGUGUGUUUGUGUGUGUAUGCAAAAUGCAAUUUGAAUAAAAACCUUAAGGGCACAUAAAUAUAUUAUACAUACAAUACGCAACUCAAGGAAA
Molecule: messenger RNA, 2251 nt
Organism: Drosophila gunungcola (fruit fly)
Lineage: Eukaryota; Metazoa; Arthropoda; Insecta; Diptera; Drosophilidae
Gene: Lst8
Product: protein LST8 homolog
Exons: 2
Coding region: 111-1052 (313 amino acids)
Biological process (GO): regulation of actin cytoskeleton organization; TOR signaling
Cellular component (GO): TORC1 complex; TORC2 complex
Molecular function (GO): protein binding
Source: RefSeq, a predicted model, not a curated record